Messenger RNA from Brenthis ino (lesser marbled fritillary), 2619 nucleotides. The record is from the annotation of a GenBank genome assembly. NCBI's taxonomy places the organism in Eukaryota, Metazoa, Arthropoda, Insecta, Lepidoptera, Nymphalidae.
AUGAACCCUGAACAAAUAGACCAAUUACUUCGAAAUCAAGUAUCACAGCAACAACAAAUAACAGAAAUCCUGAAAUUUUUAGUUGAAACACGAAUUACCACACCCACACCAUUGAACAACAAUGGAACGGAAUUGCAGGUAACUACCUCAACACCGACAGAAAUAAAUAAAAUAGCCAUCAUUAAUAAUUUUAGAGGAGACAAAUUUGAACCGUCAAGUAACUCGUCAAUUGAAAAUUUUAUCGAAUAUUUUGAAGCCAAAUGUAGAAUAGGGGGUGAAAGUUACUUAAAUAUACAGAAAGACCUUUUAUUAUCAUGUUUAAAACCAGAAACAUAUCACGAAAUUAAAACAGCACUAAUACCCUCAUUCGAAAAUUCUACCUACGAUGAUAUUAAAAAUAAACUACUAGAUAUAUAUAAAACACGUAAAACAAGAUACAAGGCAUUGACUGAAUUUUGGUCUUGUAUCAGAGAUACCUGUGAAAGCAUGGAACAUUAUGCCAAUAGGUUAAAAGAACUCAGCAAAGAUUGCGGUUAUGAUGACACUAUAUUAGAACGACAGUUACGAGAUCGCUUCGCUACAGGGCUAAAUCAUCAACAAUUACAAAUUGAACUAAGACAAAAAUGGCCUGAUCUUAUAGAUACUCAAAACGGAAUAAAAACAGAAGUAACAUUUUUACAGUUAUUUGCUAUUGCUCAGUCUAGGGAACUAGCUGAAGCAGAUAUUAAUACAGAGUGUAACAUUAACAGAAUAUCUAACAAAACUGGAAACAGAAAAGAAGAAAACAUACGGAAACCAACACGCAAAUUACGCCUAGACCAAUGUCGCAGAUGCGGCAAGCACAAUAGACACAGCUUUAACAAAUGUGAAGCCAGAAAUCAUGAAUGUACAGAAUGUGGAGUUAUAGGUCACUUUGAAAGUUGCUGCAUUAAAACUGGCCGAGCGUACCUUGACAACUAUAAACCGCUUAAAAAAUCAACUAAGUUUCAGAAAAAUAGGCACUUAUACAGAAUUACAGAAAGAGCAAAUAUAACUAACAGAGUUUCACAAACACCAACUUCAUCAUUUUCAGGUAGCGAAGAAAGUGAGGAAGAGAGCAAUACCUACAAAAUACAAAAUAAAAAAACAAGCAGAUGUAAAAAAAUAGAUGUUAAAAUUAACGGUAUUAAGUGUACAAUGGAUUGGGAUCCAGGUUCCGUAUAUUCCAUCAUUAAUACUAAAAUGUGGAGAAAAAUUGGAUCACCCUCACUAAUGCAAGCACCCACAUUAAAAGCUUACUGUAACUUCAAACUAAAACCGAAAGGCUUAACUGAUAUUACUGUAGAGGUUGAUAACCGAAGUUUAAUAUUACCAGUAAUUGUAAUGAAGCAUGCUGAGCCAAUGCUCUUUGGCCUACAGUGGAGUGAAUCUUUUGAUAUGAUUUUUCCGGAACCCGUUUACUCUAUAAAAAAUAUUGCAAUGACAACGAACAUGUCACUUAAGCGUGUAUUAGAUGCUCACACUAGGCUCUUCGACGGUAAACUAGGAAGAGUAAACAAUUAUCAAGUAAACAUCCACAUUAAAGAAGGAGUAGAACCAAAACAUCUUCCUGCUCGUCCUAUAAAAUUUAGUAUUAAAAGAAACGUAGAUAUUGAAUUAGAGCGUUUGGGCGAGAAUAAUAAAGUCGCUGAUUAUUUAUCACGUAUGCCAAAUCCUAAAGAGGAACCUACAAGAGCUGAAUUAAGAAUUCAUAAAAUUGACGAAAUUACACAAUACGACAAAAUAAAUGAUUUAUCACUAACUCAACAACAUAUUAAGGAAGAAACCGCGAAAGAUAAUAGCCUUAAACAAGUAAUGCAAUUCAUUAAAACAGGAUGGAUAAAUUUAGUAAAGGAAGCAGAACUACAACCUUAUUUACGCAAACGUGAAGAACUUGCAAUAGAAAACAAUUUAGUUAUGUGGCAGGGUAGAAUUGUGAUGCCGUGCACAUUGCGCCUGCCCACGUUAAAAUAUUUACACAGAGGUCAUCCAGGAAAAUCACCAGCUCAAAUGAUGUUUGGACGCAGACUUACAUGUGAGUUAGACAAUGCCCGCCCGAAUCUAAAGCAUCAAUUGAGAUUUAAGCAAUUACAAGCAGACAUUCUGAACGAAAAUACAAAAGCUUUUAGACCCGGAGAUAACGUUUAUAUUCGAGAUAAAGUGAUGAAACAGUGGAAGCCAGGUGUUAUUAAGCAGAGAACACAUAAAUACUCAUAUAAAGUCAAUACACCCGAUGGAACAGAAAGGCGAAUGCAUGCAGAUCAUAUUAGGCCAAGAGCCAUGGAUAGAGAAAAUGAUACAAAAGCUGAACAUACACCAAUCAGCUCAACAUGGUUUGAACACAAAGCACCAGACAGAAAACAACCAAAUUCAUCUGAAAAAUCUACUGAACCAGUGACUCCGAUAAAAGCCUCGAUUCCUAAUAUUACACCCACAGAAACGAUAACGAUACAAUCAACACCUAGACCCGGAAGCCUAAUAGCAGAAACAAUCGAACAAGACAGGCUAGCCAAUGAAUCGAAUAAGGAUAGAGAAAAUAAAGCGAUACAACGACGUAGUAAACGUACUAUAAAACCGCCACGAAGGUUGAUUGAAGAAAUG